Messenger RNA from Trichoderma virens Gv29-8, 1116 nucleotides. RefSeq lists its product as uncharacterized. The coding region runs from base 1 to 1116 and encodes 371 amino acids. The record is from RefSeq and is a predicted model, not a curated record. Lineage: Eukaryota; Fungi; Ascomycota; Sordariomycetes; Hypocreales; Hypocreaceae. The transcript is spliced from 2 exons.
AUGCCGUUCCUCUUCAAGCAACCCAAGCUCUUGCCGACGCCUCCCGGUUCCCCAUUGCCAGGGACCGGCACUUCCAGGUGCUCCAUCGAAGACAUGCCGCCUGAGAUUGUCAUCAAAAUCAUGGGAUUUCUGCCGUCGAGAAUCGAGCUCAUAAGCCUUGGUGCGAGCUCACGGUAUCUUGCCAAAGUGCUCAGCCUGCACAGGAUCCCGAUUCUCAAGGCGAUACUGACCAACAUACUUCACCCUUCCAACCUGGAUAUUUGCCUCUUGACCAUGGGGGUUAUACAAGUCACUCGAGAGGGAGAAGAUGUCUGGCAGUGUUUGUAUGCUCUUUCACAGCGCCCGACGGUGGACACAAUCCGCGACACCGACACGCUCUGCAACAUGGUCGACCUGGCCGCGUACAUCAACUUCAUGGUCGAUAUAUACGCAUAUCCAAAGCAUCCGAAUACCUUUUGGAGACGGGCUUUGCGCAAGUACGCCAACCGAUGGCCCGACGGCUGCGUCCCGGAUGGCCUUGUCAUUAUCGACCAGUCGACGAGAGAAGACCUGCAACUUGUGGCGGCCCGCCUCUGGAACGUGCGAGACGCGGCUCUCGGAUACUGCCCCAGCGCGGCACCUGCAACAGUACACUCAAAAGGGGCCAUGGCACUGUUCCAGCGGGAAAUGUUCUGCGCAGAGCUGAAGCUGCGGUGCGACCUGGUGACGGGGCACGAGCUUGGGAUCCCCGAGUGGAUGUCCGAAGAGUCGCCCGGUGACGGAGUGCAGAGCUUUCUCGAGCUGCUAUGCUGGGGCCGCGACGAUGGCGAGGUGUGGACAGAAAUGAAUCGGUCGUCUUGGGCCGAGGGCAGAGCACUGGGAAUUCGCUUCUACCUCACCCUGGCCAGAUACAUGCCGCACUAUGCCAACCGGGACGAGAUCGAGGAAAUUUGCACCGCCAUCGAUGGCUUCAUAACGCCCUACCGGUAUCCAGAUCUAGUCAGGGACACUCGUGCAUGGUUCUUUGAGUUUCAGGAGGCGGCGUGGGAAGGCUUGUGGGAGCACGCUGAAGAGUACUGCCGGCAACUCGACAAUGGGCUUGUGGAUGACAUUGAAGGGGGAACGGAUUUCUUUUGA